AUGACUGACCCUGCUGCCGAGCCCGUCCUCGAGGUCGAUAGUUCGCUCGACAGCGACUCGGCCACGGGGUCCGACAUGGAAAGCUACUCGACGUCGCUGGCGUCGUCGGUCCAGGACUACAAGAUUGAGCACGGUCGCCGCUUCCAUGCCUACCGCGAGGGCGCCUACCAUUUCCCCAACGACGACAAAGAGCAGGACCGGCUGGACAUGGUGCACCAAAUGCAGAUGCUUGCUAAGGACGGCAAACUGUUCCUCGCCCCGCUAUCCGCCCCGCCAAAGCGCAUCCUCGACGUCGGCACCGGCACCGGUAUCUGGGCCAUCGAGGCCGGCGACGCGUAUCCCGACGCCGAGAUCAUCGGCAACGACCUGUCUCCCAUCCAACCGCACUGGGUCCCCCCCAACGUCCGCUUCGAAGUCGACGACGCCGAAUCGACCUGGCCCGCCGACCGCCCCCGCUUCGACCUCAUCCACUGCCGCUACCUCGCCGGCUCCAUCAGCUGCUGGCCGCGGCUGAUGCAGCAAUCCUUUUCCGCGACCCUCCCCGGCGGCUGGGCCGAGUUCUCCGACUACGAGAUGCGCUACUACGCCGACGACGGCAGCGUGCCCGCCCAAGGAUCCAACAUGACGCGCCUCGCCGACCUGCUCGUCGAGGGGUGCGAGCGCAUCGGGCGGACCGUGUCGCCGGGCCCGCGGUUGGCGGGGUGGAUGCGCGACGCGGGGUUUGUGGGGGUGAGGGAGAGGCUGUGCAAGUUGCCGGUCGGGGCGUGGGCGCGGGAUCCGGUCUUGAAGAGGGUGGGGGCGUGGAAUUGGGUGCAGACGUUUGAGGGGCUGGAGGCGUUUGUGUUGGCGGUUUUUACGCGCGUGCUGGGGUGGGAGGCGGAUGAGGUGAGGGUGUUCGUGGCCAAGUGUAGGGAGGAUAUGAGGAGGAAGGAUGUGCAUAUGAUUUUGAACUUUUAUGUCGCGUAUGGGCAGAGGCCGGAGGAGGGGGGGAAGGAGGGGGGGAAGGAGGGGGAGGAGGGGGAGGCGGCGGCGUGA
Diplodia corticola is the source of this 1035-nucleotide messenger RNA. RefSeq names its product methyltransferase type 11. Lineage: Eukaryota; Fungi; Ascomycota; Dothideomycetes; Botryosphaeriales; Botryosphaeriaceae. Gene Ontology annotation, molecular function: methyltransferase activity. Bases 1 to 1035 code for a protein of 344 amino acids. The transcript has 4 exons. The record is from RefSeq and is a predicted model, not a curated record.